AUGGCCGCCCUUUCAAAACUGCAAUUUGGCCUCCGGCUCGCGGAUGCUGAUCUUGCUGCAGAGAGGCUGAGAGAAGAGCUGAACUUUCUGGAGCGGCAGAUUAAGCGCAGGGCGAGACCAGUGAGACCACAGCUAGAUCAGGAGCAGGCGGAAGAAGAUCGCCCGCAGGAGGAGGGAGAUCUGACGCAAAAGCUGGAGUACCUCAAGGGUAUGUUGACGAUGUAUGACGAUGCAAAAUGCGUGCUCAGGUGCAAGGACCUGGCCAUCGACAGGCACUACGUGCGACUGUCUCGAGAGGAGAAGGCUGCAGCUGACCAAGUCCACCUGAAGAUGGCGGACCUUCUCACCCAAAUGGAGCGACAAAUCUACCGAGUUCUUCGAACUGAGAAUCCAUGGUUCAACGCGCAAGUCCUCAAAACCAGGCGCUGGCUAGUGGAGCACCCAGGAGAAGCGGCGUGUGUGUUCAUGUCAUGCUCCGCUUUCGCUUCCGGAGCUUUGGGCCUUCUCUGUGUCCAGGGGGCUCAUCCAUUCUACUGGGCUGGCUUGGUGAAAGCGCCGCUGAGUGUGGCCGCGAUGUUUGGUGUUGGUGCUGCUGGCGGCGCGGUGUUGGGAGCUCUCUUCGUCGGUGUUUUGCACUACUGUCUGACAACAGACUGCUGGGCAUUCCUCACGGAGUCGUCCAAAUCGCAUGUUGCUGACGUGAACCGCAUGGUGGAGGCCAUGAAGACCAUGCCAGAUGCUCAGUUUGCUGCAAGCCUCGAUGACAUCUUGGGGAGCAUGGCCGCCUUGUCAAGUUCAAUUCCGGAGGCACCGGAUCGGCUUUGCAACAGUUGCCUGGAGGAUGGGCACAACGUCAUCGCCCCAGUGAAGGCUCCCCGGUGCCGGGGUUCUCACUUCAUGUGCAAAGAGCACUGGAAGGGAUACACUCAGCACUUCGGCGACAAAUGUCCCCAGUGCCGGGUGUGA
This is a messenger RNA of Symbiodinium natans, 966 nucleotides long. The record is from the annotation of a GenBank genome assembly. Lineage: Eukaryota; Dinophyceae; Suessiales; Symbiodiniaceae.